Messenger RNA from Saccostrea cuccullata (small rock oyster), 2721 nucleotides. Its product is annotated as cell death abnormality protein 1-like. Lineage: Eukaryota; Metazoa; Mollusca; Bivalvia; Ostreida; Ostreidae. The annotation marks the transcript as partial. Gene Ontology annotation, cellular component: membrane. The record is from RefSeq and is a predicted model, not a curated record. The transcript is spliced from 15 exons.
GUCGUGUAUAUCUUUUCGUGAAUGGAUUGAGAAGUAUUUUACUUUCCGCAAUGUCGAUUUGGAUCUACGCAGGAGCUAUUUUGUUCCUGCAAACAAUUCGCCAAAUCCAAGGUUUCGAUCUGAUUCGACUCACGAACUUUGAGUCCGAGGAUGGAAGUUAUAUUGUGGAAGCCCAUUACAACCAGAAAUGGCAUACAAUAUGUGGUCCAUACUGGUAUACAGCCAACGCACGUGUUGUUUGCAGACAAGUAGGACAACCAUCAACUCGAUGUGUAGCAGAAUUUCGAUCCAUCCAAGAUAUUCCCGAGGAGUCUAAAUCCAUACAGCAUUGGAAUUAUCAUUGUCUUGGAAAUGAAACAGCUCUACAUAAAUGUCCUUAUCAUUUUGACAAAGAUAUUCCUUUAGGGAGCUGUGGCAAUCUGCCUCGUUUUGCAGUCAUUUGUGGAUCACAAUGUCCGACAUGGCGCUAUGGUAACGACUGCCUUCCAUGCUUUUGUAAUCAGAACAACACUGAGAAAUGCGAUAGUGAUACAGGAAAAUGCACGUGCAAAGCCGGGUUUUCUGGAGAAACAUGUGACUGUCUGACUGGAAAGCACACAUGUGAUUCCAAAACCUCCAUUUGUCAUUUGGACAAUGGAAAACCAAUAUGUCUUUGUAAAAAGGGGGUAUCAGCAACACCCCGGAAUAAAUGUAAAGAUUUUGGCCUGCGGUUUAUGGAUAGGUCCGCUGUGGAUAAAGGAGAGGUGGAGUUUUACAGUAAUGGGACCUGGAAUCCCUUGUGUCUAUGGUACUCUAAUCCUUCAGGGAAAAAUGUUUUCGGCGUACUUAACGUUAUCUGCAGACAGCUUGGACUACCAGUGGUACAUACCGGUUCAUAUUACUCCGCAUUUAUUCACAAAAGUAAUCUGCCUGAUUACGAAAUAGCUGAGGCUUCAUGUGACGGUACAGAGACUUCUAUGAAAGACUGUAACAUAACCAUGGCGCCUGCAUUAAAGUGUAACCUAGCUCUAAAGCCUGUUGGGAUUCAAUGCUUUGGAGCCUGUCCAGAGUGGAGAUAUGGAAAAGAUUGCACAUUUUGUUCAUGCAACAGAACAAAUACAGAAAGUUGUAAUUCAACCACGGGAGUUUGUAAAUGUAAAGCAGGCUACACUGGCGCCACCUGUGAUUGCCAAAAGGGAAAUAAUCCAUGUAAUAACACAGUAUCAGAAUGUCAUGCAGAAUCAGGGACACCAGUGUGUCUUUGUAAAACCAAUUUUAUUGGAAAAAAGAAUUACAGUUGUACAGAUCCCAUACGGUUAGCAAAUCAAUCAACAACUGUAACAAGUAAUGGAAAGAAAAUCUACGCCGGAAGAGUGGAGCUUUACGUUAACGGUAGUUGGGGAACAGUUUGUGAUGACAACGCCUUUCCCGGAACUAAAAUGACCAAGGUCAUGUGUAGAAGCCUUGGUCUGCCAAGCACUUACACAGAUUUUCGUAAAGAGGCAUAUUAUGGCCCGGGCAGCGGCCCAAUCCAUUACGGAUCUAUACAGUGUGCUGGUACAGAGGAGAGAAUAUCCCAGUGUUACACCUCCUCUACCGCGUAUUGUAACCAUUUUGAAGAUCUUGGACUCAUUUGUGGCGAAGAAUGUCCAGCAUUUACAUUUGGAAGUGAUUGCAUAAAUUGCCAAUGUGUUCAGUCGAACACUCUCUCCUGUGAUAAAACAUCCGGGGAAUGUAAGUGUAAGGCUGGGUUUGAGGGCCAAACUUGCUCCUGUUCUAAAGGAAAUCACACGUGUGAUCUGAAAACAUCCUUCUGUGAAAAUGGUACAUGUUACUGCAAAUAUGGAAACAAAGCAACGUCAUCUUGUGUUGAGAGGCUUCGAUUGGACAAAGCAAACAAUACAUUACAGUAUCAUAAAGACAACAAGUGGAAUUAUGUUUGUCAUGAUUUGACGGGAUUUUCAACUGACCGUGUCCUUUGUCGAGCAAUGAACCUACCCUCACGCGUAAUAAGCCUGAAGGAAGUCUACACUGCACCGAAGGGUUACAAGUUUAAGAUAGAUGAACGAUGUAGGACUCCACUUACCUCUCCCAGAGCGGAAUGUCUGAAAUUUGAGGAUAGUCCCUCUAUAUGUGACAACGGGAUCGUGCAACUUCAGUGUUUAUCAGAAUGCCCUGACUGGUCCUACUUCAGCAAAAACGAAUGCUAUGACUGUCCCUGUAAUGUAACAAACACAGAACGAUGUGACAAGAGAUCCGGAAAAUGUAUCUGUAAAUCUGGUUAUGAAGGGGAUCUCUGCAAUUGUAAGACAAAUACCUGUAACAUUGAUGUGGCAUUUUGUCAAGUCAACGAAAACGGUACAAGCUGCCUAUGUAAACCUGGCUACGAAAACCGAGGAUUCAAUUGCCAAGAUUCUUUGAGGCUAAAUUCGACAAGAAAUCUGACAUCAAGUUUUAAAAACGUGGAAUACAAAAUAGGAAAUUCCUGGAUAUCUGGCUAUGAUCCACGGUACUCUACUCCACAGUAUUAUGGCAUUUGUGAACGACUGGGACUACCCACGUUCUACAAUAAAAUGUCGUCAUAUGCAGUUCCUCCUGAUACCGAAUUAGUUGAUUCUACGUGUAUGAAAGACGAGUUUUCUCGUCUUAGUCUCAAUUACACCAAGUGUGAUAUAAAAGAGGAGGAUAACUAUUUCUUCUAUCUACCUCGAGCAAAAGCUGAAACAGCUACAUGUUUAAGCG